GGAGGAAGGUGCUGUGUGCAUCUUCCUCGUCUUCUCCAGUAGUGUUGCUCCCCUGAUCUCCCUGUCCCCCACUUUUCAGCUGCCACACAGACACUCUCUCAGGCCCCCAGUAUAUCAUAAUUGAAGAAAAAUGAUGGAAGAGAGUGGGAUAGAGACAACACCACCUGGAACUCCUCCACCAAAUCCUGCGGGGCUGGCGGCUGCCAUGUCUUCCACCCCCAUCCCUUUAGCUGCAACCAGUUCUUUUUCUUCUCCAAAUGUAUCUUCUGUGCAGUCCUUGCCACCGCAUGCAUCCUCUUCCCCUCAGCCGUCCCUUCCUCCUGCGAGGCCUUCAGCAUCAUUGCCUUUUGUGCCCCCUUCACCAGUUCCUUCUGUUCCACCACUUGUCACUGCUAUACCACCUCCUGUUUCUCCACCCGCUGCUGCUGCCUUUAGUAAUCCUCCUUUACCCCACCUCCCAGCUUCAACUUCUGCCCCAAGUGCUCUUCCAUCUGCGCCCCCUUUGGGUCCUCCUACAUCAGGAUUUUCUGUUGGUUCAGCGUAUGACAUUACGAGGGGACAUGCAGGAAGAGCUCCCCAGACACCCUUGAUGCCAUCAUUUUCUGCACCUCCAGUAACAGGUAUUGUGCCAACCCCCAUUACUCAGCAAGCCAGUUUGACAUCUCUGGCCCAGGGAACUGAAACCACAUCAGCCAUUACUUUUCCAGAGGAACAAGAAGAUCCUAGAAUUGUUAGAGAUCAGGAUGAAGCAUCUGCUGGUGGACUCUGGGGUUUUAUUAAGGGUGUAGCUGGGAAUCCUGUGGUGAAGUCUGUGCUUGAUAAAACAAAACAUUCUGUAGAAAGCAUGAUUACAACGCUGGACCCUGGCAUGGCUCCAUACAUCAAAUCGGGAGGUGAACUGGAUAUUGUAGUGACCUCAAAUAAAGAAGUGAAAGUUGCUGCUGUCCGAGAUGCCUUCCAGGAGGUCUUUGGCUUAGCUGUGGUCAUGGGGGAAGCUGUUCAGUCCAAUAUUGCCCCACAACCAGUGGGCUAUGCAGCUGGAUUAAAAGGUGCCCAGGAACGGAUAGAUACCUUGCGUCGAACUGGAGUGAUCCAUGAGAAACAGAUUGCUGUGUCGGUAGAAAACUUUAUUGCAGAAUUGCUUCCUGACAAAUGGUUUGAUAUUGGCUGUUUGAUAGUUGAAGACCCUGCCCAUGGCAUUCACCUAGAAGCAUUCACACAAGCUACCCCACUGCCUUUGGAAUUCGUACAGCAGGCUCAAAGUCUCACUCCCCAGGACUACAAUCUGAGGUGGUCAGGCCUUUUGGUGACAGUGGGCGAAGUUCUGGAAAAGAGUUUAGUAAAUGUCAGCCGGACUGAUUGGCACCUGACUUUCACUGGCAUGUCGCGGCGGCAAAUGAUCUACAGCGCAGCCAAAGCAGUCGCGGGCAUGUAUAAAAAGCGCCUGCCACCCAGGACCAUGUGAGAAGACUUAACCUGGGAUUCUGAGACAUCCUCACUUUGGGCUUGGUGGUACAGAAGAUAUUUAUACCUUCUUAAAUUGGAUAGCUUCAAUGAUCCAGCAGUCUGGGUAAUUUUCCUGCAGGCUGAAGUGUUUCUGGUUUUUUUUUUCCACUUUAAAAAAGCAUGGUGUCAUGAAAAUAAACAGAUCCUUUUUUGAUCAUAUAAUUACAUGUACUAUAGUUCUCAAAGAAAUGUAUAAAUAUUUUUAUAGGAUAACUUGAUAUACCAAAUUUAUAAGGUGCAAAUUCAUGUGUUAAGAAAAUUAACUUAAUGAUAUGUACUUGAUUAUUUUGUUUUUCAUAACAUAGUUAAUGAACAUGUUCAUUGAUUAUUUCUUAAAAGCA
This is a messenger RNA of Molossus molossus (Pallas's mastiff bat), 1847 nucleotides long. It is a transcript of the gene PRRC1, whose product is annotated as proline rich coiled-coil 1. Gene Ontology annotation, cellular component: cytoplasm. The transcript is spliced from 9 exons. The coding region runs from base 131 to 1465 and encodes 444 amino acids. The record is from RefSeq and is a predicted model, not a curated record. Gene Ontology annotation, molecular function: protein kinase A regulatory subunit binding. NCBI's taxonomy places the organism in Eukaryota, Metazoa, Chordata, Mammalia, Chiroptera, Molossidae. Gene Ontology annotation, biological process: activation of protein kinase A activity.